AGAGAGAGAGAGGAGAGAGGUCUGAAAGCUCAAUGGGCAAACGCAGAGUCCUGAUGUGCUAGUGCAUGUUGUUCCUCCGGCAAGUUCGUCCAAUUCCCCGGGAUUCUUUAAGUUUUCGGCCCAAGUUGCGGCCGCUGCUCGUUUGUUUUACUUGCGGCAGUUUCUACUUGCUUUUACCUCCUGCAAAGUUCGCCCCAUCGUCGAGGAUCAAGAGGAAGCUGCACGCGGGAAACACCCAUGAUUCCCUUCACUUGUCUAGCGGCCACGUCCAGAUAGAGCUCAUCUCUCCCUCCAUAGACCCUCUGUCUGCCCUGAUCGCCCGCUCCCGGCGCCUCCUGUUCCACGAAGCUCCUCUGCUCACUCCAUGGCGCCUCCGUUUACACACAGCUGCCCUCAUCGUAGCUUCAUUCUCACAUUUUAGCUCUUUUGCCUGUUUGGUUUCUCCGCCGCCUGUCAAACACGCACAAGUCCUGGUCGUCCAGUUCGCGCCACACAACCGCUGAGCCAUUCCGUCACUCUCCUAAUCGCUCUGUUCCCCUGAUGGGCACCAUAUCAGACAGCAGUGCCACAUUCCCGUCUUCAUCGCUGAGAACCUCUCUCCACCCCUAACUGCCUCACCAAGACCCACACCGACCAAACCCAAUGGAGACGGCAGAUAUGAUGAUGACGAGCACUUUGACAAUGGACAAGGAAGAGAAUGAGGGCGAUAGGGAACAAGGGAAGGAGGAGGUGGGGGGAGAAGAGGAGGGGACACAGCAGGAAAAUGGUCGAUUGGUGCUGCCUGAUGGAGUCGCUGAGAGGGGACCCAAGAGCCUGACCUCCGGUUCUGGCCAGCGUGUAUCAAACGGCUUCACCACGUCCACCCCUCAGAGCCCGAGGGAGGGGCCGGGGACGGCAGCUUCGUCCGGGGGCUCGGCCUCGGCGCCUGGAGGUGGCACCGGGCCGGCGCCACACGGAGGCCUCAGGACUCUGGUGGUCCAGCAAACCAGCCUGGAGAGGCCUCGAGAAACCUGGAGCAAGAAGAUGGACUUCCUGCUGUCGGUGAUCGGCUACGCCGUGGACCUGGGGAACGUCUGGCGCUUCCCCUACAUCUGCUACCAGAACGGAGGAGGCGCCUUUCUGCUGCCCUACCUGCUGAUGGCCGUGUUCGGGGGCGUGCCCCUCUUCUACAUGGAGCUGGCGCUCGGCCAGUUCCACCGCAGCGGCUGCAUCUCCAUCUGGAAGCACAUCUGCCCCAUCUUCAAAGGGAUCGGCUUCGCCAUCUGCAUCAUAGCCCUCUACAUCGCCUUCUACUACAACACCAUCAUGGCCUGGGCCCUGUACUACCUGCUGGCCUCCUUCCGACCCACCCUGCCCUGGACCACCUGCACCAACAGCUGGAACACGCCCAACUGCCACCGCUACAUGUCCAGCGACCACAACGUGUCCUGGUCCAACUCGUCCACCUCCCCCGCCGAGGAGUUCUAUACUCGCCAGGUGCUGCAGGUCCACCUCUCCCCGGGUCUGCACCAGCUGGGCUCUGUCAGCUGGCAGCUGGCCCUCUGCCUGCUCUUCAUCUUCACCAUUGUCUACUUCAGCAUCUGGAAGGGAGUCAAGACGUCUGGAAAGGUGGUUUGGGUGACUGCCACCUUCCCCUACCUGGUCCUGCUGGUCCUACUGGUCCGCGGGGCCACUCUGCCAGGGGCCUGGAGGGGCGUCGUCUUCUAUCUCAAGCCUGACUGGGAAAAGCUGCUCAGCACUACAGUGUGGAUUGAUGCAGCAGCUCAGAUCUUCUUCUCUCUGGGUCCAGGCUUUGGCGUCCUCCUUGCCUUUGCGAGCUACAACCCCUUCCACAACAACUGCUACAAAGAUGCGUUGGUCACCAGUUCUGUGAACUGUCUGACCAGCUUCCUGUCUGGCUUCGUCAUAUUCACUGUGUUGGGAUACAUGGCCGAGAUGAGACAGCAGGAUGUGGAUGCUGUGGCCAAGGAUGCUGGUCCAAGUCUGCUGUUCAUUAUUUAUGCAGAAGCCAUAGCAAACAUGCCUGCCGCCACCUUCUUCGCCAUCAUCUUCUUCCUCAUGAUCAUCAUGCUGGGGCUGGACAGCACGUUCGCGGGGUUGGAGGGGGUCAUCACGGCGAUGCUAGACGAGUUCCCUCACAUCCUGGUGAAAAGGCGAGAGUGGUUUGUCUUUGGCCUGGUGUGUGUCUGCUACCUCGGGGCUCUGUCCACACUCACAUAUGGAGGGGCGUUUGUGGUGAAGCUGUUCGAGGAGUACGCCACGGGCCCCGCAGUCAUUACCGUCGUCCUGCUUGAAGUCAUCGCUGUUUCCUGGUUCUAUGGUACCAACCGCUUCUGUAAUGACGUCCAGAUCAUGCUUGGUUUCUACCCGGGGUGUUUCUGGAGGGUCUGCUGGGUGGCCAUCUGCCCCUGCUUCCUGCUGUUCAUCAUCAUCAGUUUCCUGGCCUUUCCUCCGGAUGUCAAGUUGUUCGACUACCAUUAUCCGCCAUGGACCACCAUCUUGGGCUACUGCAUCGGUGUGUCCUCGUUCAUCUGUGUCCCUGCUUACAUGGCCUACCACCUGCUCAAUGCCAAGGGUACAUUCAAACAGCGUUUGUUAAAAAGCAUCACUCCAGAGCCCAGCAGUGAAAACCACAGAGACUUCAUCGUCACCAACGCCAUCUGACCGAAGCCGGACCCAGAUGCAGGAACUCCACUGUAGCUCCAGUAUGUAGAGCUCCUUCCUCUGGACACACUGCAAAACUACAGGACCAGAGGCUACUGCAACUUUCACCGUUCUGCCUCUUUUCCCCCGUCUUCUCCUUGUUUACCUUUCACACACCGAUCUCUAGAAAUAGAAGCGGAGUCAGCUGGAGCCAGGAUGCAGUAGAGUCCUCUGGCAUCACUCUCAAACCCAGGGCCCAGUUUAUGUUCAACAUUUAUCACCGAAGUAAUUUGAGGACCAAACUUUCCUUCAGGUUAUAUAGUUAAGAAGUAUUUUAUAUAAUAAUACAAACAAGGACCCAGUCUGUGUUUGUACCACGCAGUCAAACUGGAAAUACUUCAUAUUGAAAUCAGUUGCAAAAGGCCGGACAGUUCAUUCCAUGCUGUUAAGUUAUGCAUUGUAAUAUGUAGCAGAAAUCAGGUAUAUUUUUACAUUUGUUACCAAAGCCAAAUAAAUGAUAUGUUCUGUCCAUAUCUUUAAAUAUCUUUUAUUAAGUACUUAACUGUAUUGUAGCCAUGUUAUGUUCACUGUCAACCUGUGCUUAUUUGACGACACGUUGGAGUAACAAUGGUUUUGCAAUGACUUCCCUACACUGUGAAGCACUGGUAGUGGCGUGUGUGUGUGUGUGUGUGUGUGUGUGCGUGUGUGCGUGUGCAUCAAAAAAGUAGGAAAACGGCUCACGGACAAGCGACCGUGUGUGUUCAGACAAUAACCGCAAUAUAGGAGGCGUAUUUAUUGGAUGGAGUGUGUCACGGUGGCCGUCCUCAUACAUGCACUGUGCUGAUGGCCCUUUAACCUCAGUGACAUUCAGCACCGUGUCGUCGUGUCAUCAGCGAUAGAAACCAAAUAUGGAUCAGAGCUAAUAACAUCAUCCACGUCCCGUCUUUACAAAUCCACGUUGCUCCUCUUUACUUUCUACCAAAAACCUGCGCGAGUGCGUCCGUGUUGCGCGCGAGUGCCGUACAUCCACGUGUGUGUUUGCUGCUCCGUCUGGUGUCGGUGUUAUCUCUCGUGAGCCCCCGUCUCCUCCCUCCAUGGGCGUGUGAACGUGUGAGGAUCGGACGCGUUCAGCCCCUUUGGUGUGUGCAUGCUGUCACAAGUGCGUGUCCUGUGCUUCAAAUGUGUGAGUGUGUGUGUGAGUGUGUGUGUGCCUGCGUGCAUGUGUGUGUGUAAUGUGAACUGUGGUCUUGUUAACUGCCAAAUUAUCUAAUGAAGGAUGUAAAUUCCCUCCUGCCUCUCGCUUUCCCAUGUACCUCUCACGCUUAUGUAAGAUCUAUAUAUGUCAAAUGGCUGUAUUGAGAAAUACACCUGUAUAGAGUGAACUAUAAAUAAAUGGGGAAUAAUAAAGAUAUAUGGAAAUAAAUAUCAUGCCUCA
Molecule: messenger RNA, 4078 nt
Organism: Betta splendens (Siamese fighting fish)
Lineage: Eukaryota; Metazoa; Chordata; Actinopteri; Anabantiformes; Osphronemidae
Gene: slc6a4a
Product: solute carrier family 6 member 4a
Exons: 14
Coding region: 643-2664 (673 amino acids)
Biological process (GO): serotonin uptake; sodium ion transmembrane transport
Cellular component (GO): neuron projection; membrane
Molecular function (GO): serotonin:sodium:chloride symporter activity; serotonin binding
Source: RefSeq, a predicted model, not a curated record